AUGGACUACUCUACCCUGGUAGCUCCUCUUUGUGCUACUCUUAAUGCCCGUUCGUCAACGGCACAACUAAACCACACUUACCUGUCUUCGGGCACCAACCCGGAUCCCAUAGAGACAGACCACCAGGAGCUUAGUUGGGCUUCACACCAAAGUUUCUGCAGACUUGGUUUUCCCUCCACCACUCUUCGCUGUUUUGUGAGGGUAUAUUUCAGAAAUCGCUGGGUAAAGACUGUCCACCCAGUUGUACAUCAAUACUGUUUGAUUUCAAGCACACAUUCCACCUUUCAGAUGCCACAGAAAGAAGACAUUCUUAAACAACGAGUUGUAGUUGUUACAUUGAAUACUUCACAGUACCUUUGUCAACUGGAUCUUGAACCUGGGUUUUUUACACACAUUCUUUUGGAUGAAGCUGCACAGGCCAUGGAGUGUGAAACCAUUAUGCCUCUGGCAUUAGCUAAUAAAAACACACGAAUUGUUUUGGCUGGAGACCAUAUGCAACUCAGUCCUUUUGUCUACAGUGAGUUUGCCAGGGAGAGAAACCUUCAUGUUUCAUUACUGGAUCGGCUCUAUGAACAUUAUCCUGCAGAGUUUCCAUGUCGGAUCCUACUGUGUGAGAACUAUCGUUCCCAUGAAGCUAUCAUCAAUUACACAUCAGAACUUUUCUAUGAGGGGAAGUUGAUGGCAAGUGGAAAACAACCAGCACACAAAGAUUUUUAUCCAUUAACCUUCUUUACAGCACGAGGAGAAGAUGUACAGGAAAAAAAUAGUACAGCCUUUUAUAAUAAUGCAGAGGUAUUUGAAGUGGUGGAACGGGUGGAAGAGUUAAGGAGAAAGUGGCCUGUAGCUUGGGGAAAAUUAGAUGAUGGAAGUAUAGGUGUAGUCACUCCUUAUGCUGAUCAGGUGUUCAGGAUCCGGGCAGAACUUCGAAAAAAGAGAUUAUCUGAUGUCAAUGUGGAAAGAGUGCUCAAUGUGCAGGGAAAGCAGUUUAGGGUUUUGUUUCUGAGUACAGUACGUACCCGGCACACUUGCAAACAUAAACAAACCCCAAUUAAAAGGAAAGAGCAACUGUUAGAAGAUUCAACAGAGGAUUUGGAUUAUGGUUUUUUGUCCAACUACAAACUUCUCAACACCGCCAUAACAAGAGCACAGUCCUUGGUAGCUGUGGUGGGUGAUCCUAUUGCGCUGUGCUCUAUUGGAAGAUGCAGGAAAUUUUGGGAGCGGUUUAUUGCCUUGUGUCAUGACAACAAAAGCCUACAUGGUAUCACUUUUGAACAGAUCAAAACACAGUUAGAGGCUUUGGAGCUAAAGAAAACAUAUGUGUUGAAUCCACUUGCUCCUGAAUUUAUCCCUCGGGCUCUAAGACAGCAACAUUUGGGAAAUACCAGCAAACAGCAGCAAUCACCACCCAAGGGAAAAGUCCACCAUCAUAACCAAAAUGAACACUUCCAGAAUGAAGGAAUUGUUCAACCCAAUCCUUCAGUACUCAUUGGCAAUCCUAUUAGAGCAUAUACACCUCCUUCCCCUCUUGGACCUCACCCAAAUAUGGGAAAGUCUCCUAGUCCUGUUCAAAGGAUAGAUCCGCACACUGGGACUAGUAUUCUUUAUGUACCUGCUGUCUAUGGAGGAAAUGUGGUUAUGUCCGUGCCUUUACCUGUACCAUGGACAGGGUACCAGGGUAGGUUUGCAGUUGACCCUCGAAUCAUUACACAUCAGGCAGCGAUGGCAUAUAAUAUGAACCUGUUGCAGACACAUGGACGGGGGUCUCCUAUACCAUAUGGCCUUGGACAUCAUUCACCAGUUAGUAUAGGGCAACAGCAAAUUCAGCAUCAGGAAAAGGAUCAACAUGAACAAAAUCGAAAUGGUAAAAGUGAUACUAAUCCUGGACCUGAAAUAAAUAAAAUUCGUACUCCAGAGAAAAAGCCUCUAGAAUCAAAACAGAAUGAUUUAGAUUCAAAUCCACAAAACCGAAGUCCAGAAACUCGCCCUGGUGUUGCUUAUCCCAAUCCCAAAUUUCAUCGCAAAGAUAAUCUCAACCCAAGACACCUAAACCUUCAUCUUACGGCUCCCCACACACAAUAUGCAGUCCCUCAUCGACAUUAUCAGCACUUAUCCCAGCUACCAAGACAACCAUUUCCAGUUCAACAGCCCUCAAGUUUAAAUCAGCAGCAAAAUCAUUUCCCUGAGCAACUGACUCAAAUAACACCUCAACCAAACCAAGCAGUCCAGCAGCAUAACCACUUGAAUCAACAAACUCAGCAGCAACCCUCUCAACUUUCUCCUACAUAUCAAAUAGGUCCCAGUCAUUCCUUCUUCAAUAAUGCAGUCUCUCAUCGACCACAUUCUCCUGCUGUAGAUGCAGUAGUAUCUGAACAGCACCCCCCUUCGAUGCUGCAAGAAGCUAACUCUCUGAGAUCCAUUGCACAACACAACACGAUGAUACCCCCCACUCACUUGAAUAAUUUUAUUGAAGAAAGUCCUCCAGGAUUACCAUUAGGAGAAGCUUUAGAACGUAUGCAUGGGAAUGUGGCCUUAGAAACAUUAAGGCAACAACAAGCAAGAAUACAGCAGUGGAGUGAGCAUAAUGCCUAUCUCAGUCAAAGCAGUCUUCCAUAUCCACACUAUCACCAUCCUCACCUGCAGCAUCUUCCCCAGCAACCUGCAGGAUUACAUCAACAGCCAGUUAGAGCAAACUGGAAACUUGCCAGUAAUGCAGAAGAUGAAGCAGAAGCAACACAUUCAAGGUUUCAAGACUUACUCAGAGAGCUGGCUCAUCAUGAUCAAAGUGAAACACGGGAGCUAACUGAAAUGCCACCACCUCAGUCAAGACUUUUGCAAUAUAGACAAAUUCAAACUAGAAGCCCACCAGCAAACCCUUCUUCUUCAUCUAAUUCAAAUCAUAGUGGCCAAUUUUCUAACUUCAACGACAACAUUAGAGACAUUGAAAUGGCCAGCAAUCCAGCAUUUCAGCAGCAUCUGCCACCCCAAAUAUAUAAUCCCUCAUUUUCAAUACCAUCUGAAAACCUUACCCCUCCUCCUUUGAAAUACCUGCCACCAGAUGGAUCCUGGACCUUUGCUAAUUUACAUCAGAAUCACUUAAUGGGACAGGGCUUUCACUAUGGCCUACCACCAUUACCCCACAGACCACAACAGAACUCUUUUAUACAAAUUCAGAAUCAACAUGUGGUUGGUCAGGAGCCAUUUCACCCACUGUCAUCUCGUGUGGUAUCUGCUUCUUCGCUCCACAGCUUAGAAGAGUAUGAACCACGAGGACCAGGCAGGCCAUUGUACCAAAGAAGAAUUUCAUCUAGUUCAGUACCGCCUUGUUCUGAAGAGUUAAACACUCCUCAAGAUAGUCAUGCUCAGGGUAAAGAGCAUCAGGACCAUAAUAAUCAAUCUUCUUUCAACUAUUCAUCACCGGAGUUGUGGGUAAAUACCACCUCAUCUGCUCCACAUCAGAACAUUCCAUGCAAUGGAUCCAGCAGAACAGCCCCGCCCAGAGAAUUGUUAGCCCCAUCAAAGCCCUUGAAAUCCUCUGAGGAUAACCUGAAAUCUGAAAACCUUCAGCUGUCCAAUUCCUUCAACUACAGCAUGUUGCAGCAUCUAGGCCAGUUCCCACCCCUAAUGCCCAACAAGCAGAUUGUGGAAUCAAACGGCAACAGCCAGCCAAGUUCUGGGGGGAACAAGCCUAUUAUGUCCUACGCAAGUGCUCUGCGGGCACCUCCAAAGCCCAAACCUCCACCUGAACAGACAAAAAAGAAGAGUGACCCUUUGUCUCUGUUUCAGGAACUUAGUUUAGGUAGCUCAUCAGGUAGCAAUGGCUUUUAUUCCUAUUUUAAAUAAUCAGUUUUUUAAAAGAGAGAAUCUGUUUCCUUUUUUGUUUGUGUCAAUAGGAUUAAUAUAGUUGGGCUUCAUCUGUAGUUGCAACUAUUCCUUUGUUUAUAUUAGUAAAUAUAUCCUCACUUAUUGCUUUUGCUGCUAGACUUGAAACUAAUUUUUUAAACUUUAUCCCAUUAUUUUGCAUUUUCAAUGUGGGUCAGAAUUUUGACAACUUUUAUGUAGAACAACAAAUAUUUUUAAAUUUGUGUAAUGUUACAUAUAUGUUGCAUUAAGCUAGCAGCUAAAAAGUUAAUUGUGCAACUAUAAAAAAAGAAAAAAAGAAAAAAAUUGUCUAAAUUGUAUUUAAAAAGAAAAAAAAAUUGUAAGUAGCAUUUACAUUUAUUCAAUAACAUUAGUAUACAAUGCUGGGUUUCUGUACCAGAAAUGGCCAGUUGAUGUACAAAUGUAUGUUAUUUUUGCUUAAAUUCAUUUUAAUUUUUUUAAAUAAAGGGGCAGCAUCUUCUAAAUACUUUUCAGUUUUAUCAGUUUUUUUGUGAAAGGAUGCUGCAUUCUAAGACUUUUAUAGUUUUAGAUUCUGUAUGAUGUGGUAUUGUAAUCUCCAUCCACUGUAGGAUAGAGGUAAAAGUAUUCUUUGCAGACACAUUGAGUAUACCACUGUUUUUUUAAAAAAUAUGCAAAAAAGCAUUGGUAUAAUUAAUGCCCUCUUAUUUUUGGACAAGCUAGUAUUUCAGGCUUGUUUUUAAUGUUAAUUUGAUAGAUUUUUAAAAAAUGAAUCAUGAAGCUGAAAAUAAUUUUUAGGUAUUGGUGCUUAGUAGAAUUAAUAAUUAUUUUAAAAAAAAAUGCGUGAGUUUAGAAAAAUACCUGGGUCUUUUCCCCAACUUUGCUUGUAUAAAUGUUUGUAAUUUGGCUCCCCUCUGCCCUCAUCCCAGUGGUAUAAAGAAUUGUGCCACUUUUUUCCCUCCUCCAGUAAAACUUUUGGUACAUUAUUUGAUGUUUACAUUAAAAUUUUACAUUAUACAUGGAAAUUCAAAUAUUUGCUAACUUAUUUGAGGAACAUCAUUGAAGAAGAGAUAUGAUGUUUGCCAAAGUUGUAUCCUGAUUUAGCUAACUCUUCACUAUGGCAAAAAAUGACCCUUUUGUUUUCAUGUGAAUUAGUUCUUCAUAAACACUCCAUGAAUUUAUCCUUAAAAAAAAAAAAAAAUCGAAAUAGAUAUCUUAAGGUUUUCACAGCCUAUAAAAUAUUUUACAUGAAUUUUGGACAAAACCCAAAGAAAAACUUUAACUCUUAGACAUUGUGGUCUUGUACACUGUCCAUUCACCCUUUUGAAGUGAUGCAUGUAUUUAUCAAAGCCUAAAUUUUAAAUUUUUUUUUUUUUUUUUUUUUUUUUUUUUUUGUCUAAGAAGAUGAGAAUGGGAAGUAUUAAAAGUCAACUUUGCCCACGUGGCAAAUCAUUCAAAAAUUGUUUGCAUAUUUUUAAAUUGGCCAUCCUUUGUUAUAGAAACACAUUUAUGAAGUUGAAUUAGGAAGAAGUAAGGGUUAAAAUAAUUUUCUCUCAUUUGACUAGAAUUCAGUUUAAUUAAAAAUUUAUGUGAUUUUUACCAAUUUUUAGAGUUCCUUUAGUUGAAAGACAGUAAACUACAUUAGUGAGUAUAAUUUCACCUUGCAAAUAAUAGAUAACCAACUCAUACUCAGUGGCCUGCACAAUUUUGAAGGAUCACUUUAAGUCACAUUUGAAAUACCAGCCCAAUAAGGUACAAUACAUUUUCCAUUUAUGAGCCAAAUUGAGAAGAGAUAGCCAUAUAAUUUAUUUCUUAUGAACAAUAAUGUAACCAAAAAUAAAAGAAUAAAAACAGCCCUUGUCAAAUAUGAUGAACAUUUCCAAAAUAUAAAAAGAAUUUUAAAAUGUGGAAUUUUUAUAUUCCUGGUCUGCAGUUAUUUGUGAAUGUGAACUUUCUAGCCUGUGAUGAUGUCCUUAUAAAAUGUGCAAGACUACAAUGCGUUAGAUAGAUUUCAAUGCAUUUCCAUAAUACUAAGAUAGCACUGUAACUUCAGGGUCUUCAGCUCUUGGAGUAAUCUCUUUAUUCUGUUUACCAUACUUGAACAUUAAAAAAAAAUCAGUUGCUAAUUUUUGUUUAUUUGUGACUUAGCUAACUAGUUCCCUGGAGGAGACUAUAUGCAUAUCUUACCAACUUAUGCAAAUAUACUGAUAAUCAAACUUGUGAUAAAGAAGUUAUUGUAAAAGUUGAGGUGACAAAUCCAUUCAAAGUGCUAUUUCAGAAAUGCAAUAUGUAUAUAUAUAAACACAUAUGUGUAUAUGUAUGUAUACAAAUAUAUAUGUAUAUAUAUAUAUAAAUACACAUAUGUAUGCAUACAUCUCAAGCACACAUAAUACAAUAUUCUAUAGUACAAAUGUUUUUCAGUAGCAGAUACUUGAUUUUCAGUUUGUUUCCAAGGCCAAGGAUGCUGUUUCCAUCUGUUUUUUUUUUUUUUUUUUUUUUUUCCAGGGAUCUGCACUGAAAGUUUAUUUUAAUCUUUAACAAGCUUACUCUUUAACUUUUAUCAUCACUAUUUAAUGCUUAUUUUCCUACCACACUUUUUAGUAGUUUAUAUUAUUGGGUACAGAGUAGCUUUAAAAAAUUUUUUUUUGAGCAAACAUUUUUAAUAAGUAAAAACAAAGCCAGAGAAGUUUUGGAGGUGAUAUGUGACUUUGUUCUCUAAAUGUUGUUGAUUCUGUUUGUCUGGUGUUUGAUAAGUAAUACAAACAUGGUUGAAUAAGAGUCUUUCAGCUCUUAGACUUCAAUUAAGGGCAAGAAUAUCCUGAUAUAUUUCUUCAAUAGUACCAAGUACUAUUAAGUUCAUUGUCUUUCCAGGGCAGAGUCUUCUCAAAUGAGGUAAAUUGUUUGUUUGUCUUUGUACUUCUUCUGUUCUUUGUAACACUCUGAAGGAAAAAUUUUUAUUCGUUUUACUUUUUAAUUUUACUUCUGCAUGAAAAUUUUAAAACCCUGAAAUGUCUUUUUUUGACAAUUAGUUUUGUGAAAUAAAAUGUUCAUGUGAAAUUUUUUUCUUAAUCUAAACAUGAAUUUUUGCAAGUAUAAAAUUCAUUAUCACUCUUAAACACACACACAUAUGUAUGAAUAUGCAUACAUAUAUAUUUUUUAAGUAUCUUUUGAGGCUUUUUUCCUCCAUUUCUUUCCUUUUUCAGAUUGUUGCAGGAAGAUUUUCUUGGUGGGAGAAACAAUUAAUAAAAUAGUUCAUAACUAUUUAAAUUUAUUUUUUCUCAUAGAUAUGCUUUAUUCUAUCCCUUUUUGUGUUUGUCUAACAAAGUGCUUUGUGCUGCUUUUGCAUCAGAGGGUUUAGAACACAUUCAGAUUCAAUAUAAGCAUUAAUUGCUUUUCUGAAAGAAUCGCAGAUUUAAUAACAUAAAAAAAUUUUACUCUAUACACAUAAUCAGUUACAACAUCAUAAACUCAAAAGACCUAUUUAUGGGAACAUUUCCCUGUUAGAAUUUGCUGAAAAAGUUAUUGGAAUUUCCUAGCUUUGGGUAUAAUUAGCAUCUCAGCCUUAAUACUGAGUUAUUAUAGCCACGUUGACUUCCUAUUUUAAUAUUUUCUAUGUAUCUCAGGAGCAAAAUUAUAGGCUUAUGUGAAUUUUCUUUUGUUUCCUAUAGUGGAGGCUUGUCAGGGAAUGGACAGAAAAUUUCAGGGUGAAUUCUUGUAUUUUUAUUACUGUUAAGUAAACUAAACUUACUAAAUAGUACUUCAAAGGAUAGACACCCAUUACAUGACGUUGUUUCAUAUUGGAAUUGAUAGGAGACUCUCAGAAAAAAAGACAAAGUAAAAAAUUUUAAUGAAUCAAAGAAUGUAAUUUUCUGCCUUAAAAUGAUAUCUAGUACAUUUAUCUCA
Messenger RNA from Sarcophilus harrisii (Tasmanian devil), 7740 nucleotides. RefSeq names its product helicase with zinc finger (gene HELZ). The record is from RefSeq and is a predicted model, not a curated record. Gene Ontology annotation, cellular component: cytosol; P granule. NCBI's taxonomy places the organism in Eukaryota, Metazoa, Chordata, Mammalia, Dasyuromorphia, Dasyuridae. Gene Ontology annotation, biological process: regulatory ncRNA-mediated post-transcriptional gene silencing. The transcript has 18 exons. Gene Ontology annotation, molecular function: helicase activity. The coding region runs from base 1 to 3840 and encodes 1279 amino acids.